AUGGACGACAACGAAUUCUUCAGCCAAACAGUUCAACACCUUGCCCGAUGUUUAUCUAAUAUAAACCCAACGCCAUGGGAAAAGGUGAACACACUGUUUAUGCUUUGUCCACAAGCAAGCUCUGCGUUGGUCGUAAAUCUUCGUAGUCAAGAAGCAUGUAUUGCUCUUGGGUUAUAUUUCCUACAGAGUGGUUUACAGCAUCAGGACAAACUACUACCAUACUUCUUGAAGGUUCUCAAAUCUCUUGCAAAUGCCCAAUUUGAGGAACCUUUGUAUAAAGUGAAAAAUGCUGACCGCAUACCAAUGUCAGAAAAAUUCAGCUUCUGCCUCAAUACACUCCUCUCUGAUGUAGCUACUAAACAGCCUUCCCUGAGGGAAGAGAUCAUCACAGCCCAAAUAGAGCUUAUGUCAAAUUUAACAAAUACCAUUAUCAGUUGUCACGAGAACAAAGAUUCAAGCGAAAAUGUGUCUAGGUUACAACUGUGUAAAAGCACAAUACCUGUUCUGAUAGGCUUGGCCAGAUCUAUGGGCCGGUAUUCUACCGUCGAUCCACCUUUACUUUGCCGGUUAUUCCCUCAGCCGAGCAGUCCCGCAAAGACCAAAGAGCCUGAACCAAAUUUCGAAUAUUCGACGUUAGACAAAAAGAGGAAAUUCAACCAGUUCCGACCUAUUAUACCUCGUUCUUUAUCAGGGAAUUUGAACCCUAAUAACGAGCAUUUGAUGGAGAAUGGCUGCGACACCAUUGAUGGAGGUACGUUGAAAAGAGGCUCGUUGCAUAGUUACCAUUCCGUGCCAUAUGAUCCCACUACAUAUUUCUUUCACAAAUUCGGAUCAAGUUUCAACCAGUUUCCAUACAUGAGGUUCUCCGAGUCACCUGAAAAGAGGAUAAGCGUGCAGUUUCUGGUUACAUACCUUCAGUCUAUAUUAUCGACCGCCAAGAAGUUGUUAACUAAAGAACUGCUUGCGUUUUUGGAUGAGGAAGCUGAGGAUAUCUAUGCUUCUGGUCAGAUACAAGUCUUUCCAUACAAAUCUUUUUCGGAAACUCUUAAUUUGGUGAUGGUGACUUUGCUCAGGGAAUUACUGCAGCACCAGAAGGAUUUACCGGGUCCUUUCACAAAAGAUGUACAAGAAUUCGUAAAAUGUCUUUUCCUAAGCGGACAGACAGAGCUACAGAGUCGCCAUCAUGACGCCUCAGAAAGGGAGGACAGAGAAAGCAAUUUUGCCACUGUGAAUAAGUUUAAAGUAAACGUAAUGGCUAAUUCCGCUUGUGUCGAUUUAUUGGUCUGGGCUAUAGGCGAUGAAACUGGUGCCGAUUCAUUAUGCGGUCGUCUGACGGAGAAAAUUAAUUCUAACCACAACCACAAAUUGAUAUUAGCACAUAUGCCGUUGUUGAUGGUCUGUCUUGAAGGGUUAGGCAAGUUGGCGACGAAGUUUCCAACAAUAGCAAACACAUCUAUAUACUGUUUGAGAGAUUUCUUAGUGACACCUUCGCCAAUUCUGUUCAAAUUACAUAAGUUGGAAUUGGAGAAGACCGGCAAGGAGCAUAUGAAAGUUACUUUGCAAGGGAAAGAGCUUCAAGGUCUAACGGAAACCGGUGUUCCUGUAAAAUCUACCCCGUUCGAGAAACUUCGAGACGCGGCUAUAGAGAAUUUAUGCGUGGCUCUAGAGGCCGCUCUAACUGUUGAUCCAUUCUGUGUACCUGCACUAGUCGGAUCUGUUAGUAACAGAUUGUUCACUGCUGAGACUAGUGAUAGCGAAUCGUCACUUAUAAGUACAAACAUAGUUAUAAUGCUGGGGCACGUAGCUGUGGCCUUGAAGGAUACACCGAAAACUACAGAUACCAUAUUGCAGUUCUUCCAACAAAGGUUAUGCCGGUCUCCAUCUUCGCUUGACACCUUAAUAGUUGAUCAGCUUGGAUGUAUGGCGCUAGCAAGCCCUGAAGGACCCGCCCAUGAUGAGAUAAUGAGGAUGUUCACAGUCAUCACAGUGGAAGCUGCGAGUGCAGCAUAUCAUCAUACCGACGAUAGGAAACAAUACAGGCAUGUAUCCGGAGCUGUUCUGAACGCACUCGCUAACAUAGCAGCGAAUGUUCGUGGAACAUCUGCUCGCCUGGAACUAUUGACUCGACUCUUAGAGCUUUUCGUCCAACUCGGUCUGGGAGGUGAGAGAGCGACUGAUCGCUCGCCGGCACCGGUUCUGAAAGCCUCCGGUAGUGCUGGGAAUUUGGGCGUACUUAUACCAGUCAUAGCUGUAAGUGCUAAUAGUUAA
Diatraea saccharalis (sugarcane borer) is the source of this 2268-nucleotide messenger RNA. Lineage: Eukaryota; Metazoa; Arthropoda; Insecta; Lepidoptera; Crambidae. The record is from the annotation of a GenBank genome assembly.